Molecule: messenger RNA, 281 nt
Organism: Acanthoscelides obtectus
Lineage: Eukaryota; Metazoa; Arthropoda; Insecta; Coleoptera; Chrysomelidae
Source: the annotation of a GenBank genome assembly
CCGUCAUGGCCAAGUAGUACAACAUUUGUGAACAUCUCUCUGGCAUCACAAGUGGCUUGCACAUUUAAAGUAGGUUUCCCUUUUCGGUUGAUAUACUCAUCUCCAUGGCGAUUUGGUUUCAGGGUUCCUAUAUGUGUAUAAUCAAUUCCACCAAUUGCUGUCGGAAAUUUAUACAUGCUUGCCAUAUCCGCUUGGCCUCCACAGUCCGAGAUACCGUUGCUUGACUAACACCAAGUUUCUGACCAAUACCCUGUUGAUAUCCAGGUUCACCGAGAUAGCGU